CCGGAACUUCCUCAGCCAAUCAGAGUAAAGCUGGAUUGACGCAGGCUCAGCUGUACGCGAACAGUAAUUUGGCGCUGGGAUCCUCAAGUGGACCGCUUAAAAAAGGUACAUGUAAGAGAUGGGACGACAGAAGGGCGCUAAAGGAGAAGGGAAGGCCAAGCAAAAAGCAACGAAGCAGAAAAGGCUGAGUGGUAAUGACAGCGCGGGUGCGGUGGGAGAUGAGAACAAGAACAGUGCAAAGUCAUCCAAAUCUACACAGAAUGGUGAUGAUGAAAAGUCUCCAAAGAAGGUCAAGACACCUAAGACUGAACCUCUGAAGUCGGCCAGCAGUCCCAGGGAAUCGGUGAAACAGGGGCCAGAGAAUGAUGACUUUGCUGCGAAGAAGAAAGGCUUGAAAAGAAAAAGGAUUAAGGAUGAGCCCACAGAAGGCCCUUCACACUCCACUGCUACUCCCACCUCAAAGAAGAAAAACAAGAGGAAUGGGCAGGAAGAAGAAACUGCCGGAGAACCUCAGAGAAAGAAGCCAACGAAGAGAGAAGGAAAGGUGGCAAAGAAAGAGGAAGGAGAGCACCCGGUGUCCAAAAAGCCUAAGAAGACAAAAGAAGAAAUCACGGAGGCGAGACUGCUGAAGAUCAAAUUGAAGGAAGAGGAGGAGCGGAGUCGCUGGAGAUGGUGGGAGGAGGAGAAGUACGAAGAUGGCGUGAAAUGGAAGUUCCUGGAGCACAAUGGACCCUUCUUCCCCCCCAAGUACGAGCCUCUGCCAGACAACGUUAACUUCUACUACGCUGGGAAGAAGGUGAAGCUGAGCCUGGCAGCCGAGGAGGUGGGGUUGUUUUUCGCCCAGAUGUUGGACCACGACUACACCACCAAGAAGGUGUUCCGGGAGAACUUUUUUACAGAUUGGAGGAAGGAAAUGAGCGAUGAGGAGAGGAUGCUGAUCAAAGAUCUGGACAAAUGCGACUUUAAAGAGCUCCACGCCAUGCAUACAGCCAAGGUGGAGGCCAGGAAACUCAUGACCAAAGAGGGGAAACUGGCUGUGAAAGAGGCCAACCAGAAGAUUGUUGAUGAUUUUGGCUACUGUCUGCUGGACCACCACAGAGAGCGCAUCGGCAACUUUAAGAUUGAACCACCGGGGCUGUUCCGGGGCAGAGGAGAGCACCCCAAACAGGGCAUGCUGAAGAAAAGGAUCCAACCAGAGCACGUCAUUAUCAACUGCAGCAAAGAAUCCCGUAUCCCCGUGGCGCCUGCUGGUCACCACUGGAAGAUGGUUCGUCAUGACAACACCGUGACAUGGCUGGCCAGCUGGACCGAGAACAUCCAGGGAUCCAUUAAAUACAUCAUGCUCAAUGCCAACUCAAAACUCAAGGGAGAAAAGGACUGGGAGAAAUAUGAAAUUGCCCGCAAGCUGAAGUCAUGCGUGGACAACAUCCGUUACCAGUACACCCAGGAUCUCAAAUCCAAACAGAUGAAAACCCGACAAAGAGCCGUGGCCCUCUACUUCAUAGACAAGCUGGCGCUGAGAGCUGGUAACGAGAAGGAGGAGGGAGAGUCGGCGGACACGGUCGGUUGCUGCUCCCUGCGCGUGGAGCACAUCACCCUCCACGAGAAGCUGGACGGCAACGAGUGUGUGGUGGAGUUCGACUUCCUGGGUAAAGAUUCCAUUCGCUACUACAACAAGGUGCCCGUCAUCAGCAAGGUUUUUAAGAAUCUUAGACUGUUCCUGGAAAACAAAUCACCCGGAGACGACCUCUUUGAUCGCCUCUCUACAACCUUGAUGAACAAGCAUCUGAGUUCUCUGAUGCCCGGUCUGAGUGCCAAGGUCUUCAGGACAUACAACGCUUCCAUCACCUUACAGCAGCAGCUGAAAGAGCUCACUAACAAGUCCGAUAAUAUGCCGGCCAAACUGCUCUCCUACAACAGAGCCAACAGGGCAGUUGCAAUUCUGUGUAACCACCAGCGGGCGCCACCAAAGACCUUCGAUCAGUCUAUGGCUAACCUUCAGGCCAAGAUCGAUGCCCGAAAGGAGCAGCUGUCCCUCGCAAAGACCGAGUUGAAACAGGCUAAGAAGGAGGCCAAGACAGAGGUCAAAACGGAGGCUAAGAACAAAGGCAGUCCAGAUUCCAAACUGCAGACGUCAGUGUCCCAACGACUGGUGGAGAGGAAGAAGGCGGCAGUGCAGCGCUAUGAGGAGCAGCUGCUGAAGAUGGAGGUGCAGGCGACUGACAGAGAAGAAAACAAACAGAUCGCCCUGGGCACCUCCAAGCUAAACUACCUGGACCCGCGCAUCAGCGUGGCUUGGUGUAACAACAAUGUCGUGCCAGUAGAUAAAAUCUACAAUAAGAGCCAGAGGGACAAGUUCGCCUGGGCCAUCGACAUGACGGAGGCAGACUUUGAGUUCUAACUUUAACCCCGUCUCACUAGAUGGUGGUAAAUGCAGUUAAGGAACCAAUCAUUUUGUAAUACAUACAGAUCUUUGAUUUUGCAUUCAUUUUAGAAUACUGGAGACUUCAUCUGAUACGUUUUGUUAACAGCUGUACAUUUGUAUAAUGUUUUUGGCACUUAAUUCUGUUGCUUGUUUUCUUUGUUUGCACUAACUGGAAUAAAGGUUCCUUCCAUACAUUAAA
Messenger RNA from Eleginops maclovinus (Patagonian blennie), 2624 nucleotides. RefSeq names its product DNA topoisomerase I, mitochondrial. Gene Ontology annotation, biological process: chromosome segregation; DNA topological change; DNA replication. Gene Ontology annotation, molecular function: DNA topoisomerase type I (single strand cut, ATP-independent) activity; DNA binding. Bases 119 to 2401 code for a protein of 760 amino acids. Gene Ontology annotation, cellular component: nucleolus; chromosome. NCBI's taxonomy places the organism in Eukaryota, Metazoa, Chordata, Actinopteri, Perciformes, Eleginopidae. The transcript is spliced from 20 exons. The record is from RefSeq and is a predicted model, not a curated record.